AUGGCGGCGACUGUAAAGGGGUCCACUGUAAAGCCCUCGACCGCAGCCAUGGAAAUAGAAGAAGGCGUCGAUGAGUUAGACCGGUGCGCGGUGGAGGAGGUUGAGUUAACCGUCCCAAAAACCGAUGAUCCAACGUUACCGGUUCUCACUUUUAGAAUGUGGGUUUUAGGUCUUGGAGCUUGUAUCAUACUAUCGUUCAUAAACCAGUUUUUCUGGUACAGACGGAUGCCAUUGUCAAUAACCGGAAUCUCUGCUCAGAUAGCGGUCGUGCCGCUCGGUCAUCUGAUGGCUAGAGUGCUUCCAAAUAAGAAGUACUUGGAAGGAUCAAGGUGGGAGUUUAACAUGAAUCCUGGAACGGUUUAUGCGACUCAUAUACUUAGUGCUAUUAAGCUUUACUAUAAGAGAUCUCUUCCGUUUCUACAGGCUUUUCUCAUAAUGAUCACUACUCAGUUUCUCGGAUUUGGGUGGGCUGGUCUAUUCCGUAAGCACCUUGUUGAGCCAGGUGAAAUGUGGUGGCCAAGCAAUUUAGUUCAGGUGUCUCUAUUCAGUGCCUUGCACGAGAAGGAAAAGAAGAAAAAGGGUGGCAUGACCCGAAUCCAAUUCUUCCUCAUAGUCCUUGUGACUAGCUUCGCAUACUACAUUCUCCCAGGCUAUCUAUUCACAAUGAUAACUUCCAUUUCAUGGGUCUGUUGGCUUAGCCCAAAUUCGGUUUUGGUUAACCAACUCGGUUCAGGUGAACAAGGUCUUGGUAUUGGCGCAGUUGGUAUUGAUUGGGCUACAAUUAGUUCUUACCUUGGCAGUCCACUCGCUAGCCCGAUCUUCGCUACCAUCAACGUUACCGUUGGUUUUGUGGUGGUCGUGUAUGUCGUCACUCCGAUUUGCUAUUGGCUUAAUCUUUACAAUGCCAAAACAUAUCCCAUCUUCUCAAGUGGGCUUUUCAUGGGGAAUGGCUCGUCUUAUGAUGUUUUGAGCAUCAUUGAUAACAAGUUCCAUCUGGACCGAGACAUCUAUGCAAAGACUGGCCCUAUCCAUAUGAGCACUUUCUUUGCGGUUACAUAUGGUCUUGGGUUUGCCACUUUGUCCGCAACUAUGGUCCAUGUCUUAGUCUUCCAUGGAAGGUAA
Molecule: messenger RNA, 1122 nt
Organism: Brassica napus (rape)
Lineage: Eukaryota; Viridiplantae; Streptophyta; Magnoliopsida; Brassicales; Brassicaceae
Product: oligopeptide transporter 9-like
Exons: 4
Coding region: 1-1122 (373 amino acids)
Biological process (GO): transmembrane transport
Molecular function (GO): oligopeptide transmembrane transporter activity
Source: RefSeq, a predicted model, not a curated record